UGUGUUGAGAGUUUUCCACAGGAACAGUCUGGAGCUGUUAGUUGGAGAGCUGCACCCCAGGGAGUAAAAAAAACUCGCUGCUAUAUAUUUGUGUGGAAAAACGUUUUACAAUUGUAUUGUACUUAUUCUGCACCAUGGCUAAAGGGAAGAGAAGUAGAUCCGAGCCCCACAAGUUGAAACUCUCCCCAAAAGAUGAACAGCUAACCUUUGGGAAACAUGAUGCACCCAAACCGAAAAGAAAGAGGAGCAGAGCCCAGGAUAUUGAGGAAGAAAUGAUGGAAGUGCCAGUGCACAGGGAAGAGGAGGAACUCACAGCAGAAGAAAAGAGAAAGAUUGAAAGGAAACAGAAGAAAGAGCGUAAAAAGAAAGAAAAACUACUGAGAGAAACUGACGUUUUGGUGGAAAAGGUGAAACCUCAGCAAUCUUCAGCAAACGAUCUUGCAUUAGAAUAUCUGACAAGGUGGUCCAAAAAACACAAGGAAUGGAAAUUUCAGAAGACGAGACAGACCUGGCUCCUACAGCACAUGUAUGAUUGUGAUAAGAUCUCUGACAAACAUUUCACUGUGUUGCUCAAGUAUCUGGAUGGCCUGAAGGGGAAUGCCCGGGAGGUAACCAUUCAGAAAGCAGAGGCAUUGAUAAAGGAAUUGGAAACUACAGAUGAUUCCACGGAGGACAGCCCUGCAAAGAUUGAACGAAUACGUCAAGUCCUUCAGCUUUUGUCCUGAAGCUUUUCAAAGGAUUCAUGUAAUGGUUUCUCUGCUCAUAGUGCUGUUGCCCUGCUGCCAGUAGAGAAGUUGUGCACAAAUCACACUUUUCCACUUCUGCCAUUGAUCUUGGUUUGAGUACUCUGCUGGUGACUAUUUUGUAAAAUUCCAUUUGUAAUCUCAGUGAUUAUAAUAAAAUUUAUAGUUCAUA
Carcharodon carcharias (great white shark) is the source of this 915-nucleotide messenger RNA. RefSeq lists its product as uncharacterized. Lineage: Eukaryota; Metazoa; Chordata; Chondrichthyes; Lamniformes; Lamnidae. The record is from RefSeq and is a predicted model, not a curated record. Bases 135 to 725 code for a protein of 196 amino acids. The transcript has 5 exons.